Ceratotherium simum simum (southern white rhinoceros) is the source of this 1090-nucleotide messenger RNA. NCBI's taxonomy places the organism in Eukaryota, Metazoa, Chordata, Mammalia, Perissodactyla, Rhinocerotidae. The record is from RefSeq and is a predicted model, not a curated record.
CACCUGAAGGGGAAGUAACAAGCCACAUUUGCAUCAUUUCUGUACUGGAUCAGCCAUUGCUCAGUAGAAACCAAUCACCUGACUUUUUCUUAGGCGGUCUUAGAUUCUGAACUUGCUUCCCUUUAGGCUUUUUCAUAAACAAAUAACGAGAAAAGUCUCUAAGGAGGGAGAGGCUGGUUGCUCUUUCAGCUUGCGUCGUUUGCCUGCACUGGGCCAGGGAGGGUGCAUUGUUACAGGUGUGGCACCUGUUCUCCUGAGCCCUUGCCCGCCUGCUCACUCCGUGGUUCUGCUGAUACCCUUGUCAGGACCCACUUGGACAAGGUCACCUUCAGAGGCAGACCACCACACAGAUUCUGCACUCUGCUCUUCCUCACUGAAGAUGCAACAACCCGCUUCCAACUAUCCUCUGGAAAAGGACAAGGGCAUACCAGUGGAAGAGUGGCACUUGAAUGUGGAAACUGAACAACCCCAGUGUGGUCCAGAGAACAGCAAAUCCGACAGUGUCCCCUGGAAGCUUCCAGCAACAGAGCCUCUUAGCUGCAUGGAGAAGACGGAGUCAUCCUGCCCAGAGGUGCAGCCCCAAGGCUGCAGGGCCUAUCCUCAAGCCCCGCUGAGGAGUCUGUCGAAGAAGCACUGUGAGAACCAGGGGAAUCUUCUCCACUUUGACCGGCAAGCCCCAGGCCGCAUUUCCACCUCUCCCACUCUCAGGAGAUUAAGGGGCAGCGGCUAUGGGACUUCACGUUUGCUGCCUCAGCAAGAGACCUUGGAAAUGCCCCCCUGGGAAAGCUGGAAGGAGCUUGCAGGCUCCCCAUGUUACCUUUCCAAGAGUCUACCUGGAAGCCCAAAGGAGUCUUCACACUCCCUAUCGCCCUUGAGACUCCACUCAAGAUUACCCACAGACCCUAAAAGGACCCUCAACACAGCUGACCCAUUCGAGCCCCAAAAGGGGCCCACUGAUGAGAAUGCCCUUCCCGUGCUUCAGCCCGCCGAGGAGCGGUCACUUCCUCAGGCCCUUCUUCCAAGGAGGGGAGGCCACUCAUCGCCCAGCCCCGCCCCACGGCCCCCUAGUCCUCAGGUAACACGGCUCUAG